AUGGACUUCCGGUGUCGGUCGGUGCUCAGUGGGUGAGGAUGCUGAUUUAAGUAAAUGGAAGAGAUGGGGCUCAUGGGUAGGUGAAAGUAAGAUCUGGAAGAGGUGACAUUAACUGGAGAGGGAAAGGCAGAGAGAGGGAGGGGGUUGUCCAAACUCAGACUGUUUUAACACACUUGGUUUGACCACCAGAUGACAGAGAAAAUAAACAGUUGUGAGCUGAACUUAAUAGUAUACCAGUGGAAGGGAGGACCAUAGCAGGUGACCCAACUGUGUUUGUGAUUUAUGAUUUUCCAAUGUAGCCAAUUCAGCCCACCCCUCCCACCCAACGGCUUAGACUUUGAGGUUAACUAUUUAAAUGUCGGAACGUACAGACCAGACAGUUCUCUGUAAAUGUGUGGAUACAUUUAAUCAGGUCAUAUAAACUCAACUCCUAUUACAACCCUGAUCAUGCCAAAAAGACAGUUUGUUUCAAUCAAAUGAAGCACCCUGACAGUAGCCUAAGCACCCUCCCGUUAUCUUCUAUCCCUGGCCUGGUGUCAUCAAAGAAUGUUACGCAGAACUGGACCAUGCACAAUAAAAUAGGGAUUGAACGAUGUGGUCUUCUGUAGCUUAGUUGGUAGAGCAUGGUGCUAUUUUACUCAUGUUAGGCUGUCAACCAUGUCCAAUCACCAUCUCCAUGUUUAAAAAGCAAAUCAUGUACAGUGAGGGAAAAAAGUAUUUGAUCCCCUGCUGAUUUUGUACGUUUGCCCACUGACAAAGAAAUGAUCAGUCUAUAAUUUUAAUGGUAGGUUUAUUUGAACAGUGAGAGACAGAAUAACAACAAAAAAAUCCAGAAAAACGCAUGUCAGAAAUGUUAUAAAUUGAUUUGCAUUUUAAUGAGGGAAAUAAGUAUUUGACCCCUCUGCAAAACAUGACUUAGUACUUGGUGGCAAAACCCUUGUUGGCAAUCACAGAGGUCAGACGUUUCUUGUAGUUGGCCACCAGGUUUGCACACAUCUCAGGAGGGAUUUUGUCCCACUCCUCUUUGCAGAUCUUCUCCAAGUCAAUAAGGUUUUGAGGCUGACGUUUGGCAACUCGAACCUUCAGCUCCCUCCACAGAUUUUCUAUGGGAUUAAGGUCUGGAGACUGGCUAGGCCACUCCAGGACCUUAAUGUGCUUCUUCUUGAGCCACUCCUUUGUUGCCUUGGCCGUGUGUUUUGGGUCAUUGUCAUGCUGGAAUACUUAUCCACGACCCAUUUUCAAUGCCCUGGCUGAGGGAAGGAGGUUCUCACCCAAGAUUUGAUGGUACAUGGCCCCGUCCAUCGUCCCUUUGAUACGGUGAAGUUGUCCUGUCCUUUAGCAGAAAAACAACCCCAAAGCAUAAUGUUUCCACCUCCAUGUUUGACGGUGGGGAUGGUGUUCUUGGGGUCAUAGGCAGCAUUCCUCCUCCUCCAAACACGGCGAGUUGAGUUGAUGCCAAAGAGCUCCAUUUUGGUCUCAUCUGACCACAACACUUUCACCCAGUUCUCCUGUGAAUCAUUCAGAUGUUAAUUUGCUAACUUCAGACGGACCUGUAUAUGUGCUUUCUUGAGCAGGGGGACCUUGCGGGCGCUGCAGGAUUUCAGUCCUUCACGGCGUAGUGUGUUACCAAUUGUUUUCUUGGUGACUAUGGUCCCAGCUGCCUUGAGAUCAUUGACAAGAUCCUCCCAUGUAGUUAUGGGCUGAUUCCUCACCGUUCUCAUGAUCAUUGCAACUCAACGAGGUGAGAUCUUGCAUGGAGCCCCAGGCCAAGGGAGAUUGACAAUUAUUUUGUGUUUCUUCCCUUUGCUAAUAAUCGCACCAACUGUUGUCACCUUCUCACCAAACUGCUUGGCGAUGGUCUUGUAGCCCAUUCCAGCCUUGUGUAGGUCUACAAUCUUGUCCCUGACAAGGGUGGAGAAAUGUAAUCAUUCUCAAAUUAAUUGAUAGAGCUAUGGAUACAAAAUGACAAUUUUAACCAUAUUCAGAGUCUAAACAGUGUUUGUUUAAAUUGCAUUGUUUACAAAUAAUUGCAUAGAACAAGCAUGUUUUUUGGGUUCUGAUUGGGUAUGACAAUUGGACUAAGCUCAUGAGGCAUUUCUUAUAUAAGUUAUAUUACUCAAGAAUCAAUGGGUGUGUGUAAAUAAUGUAAAAGUCAACAAAAUGUAUGACGCAAUCACAGAUUGACCAUUCAAAUAACUAUAACUUAUAAAUGUCUCAAGAGCAUAGCACAACUGUCUUACCCUAUCAUAACCCCAAAUAUAAGGUUGCAUUACGCCAUUGUUUAUAACAGGAACAUAAACCAUGUAUAGCUACAAAAUGAAUGGGGUAAACCUACUCUAAGGUUUUGUAUUAGGCUGUUUGAGAGAUGGUUUGAAUCCUAAUCAACCCAUCCAAUGUGAGUACAUCUGUUGUUAAAGUAUAGUAGAUCAAUAAAGCUACAGUACUCCAGCAGUAGUCACGCCGCUUAUGCUGAAAAGCCUUAUCAGUGCAUAAGUCAAAUUAGCUUUUGAAUUUCCUGUCUUUUUCGUCUUCAGACAAAAGCUAAUAUUUCACUUAAAACAUUAGUUUAAAAAAAUGUUUUAUUAUUUAAGAAUAAAUGAGUAUAAAUCAUUAAUAAAAAUAAAAAAAUGGGUGUACCAAUCGCAAAUUGUCCCUUUAAUGGUCUGUUUUAAUACUAAAUUAGAGGCAGGAUAACUGGCACCGGUCCAGAAUCUCUACCACAGCGGCAAAGGAAAACAGUACAAUGCAGCAAAAAAGUUUGCACAAUUUACUCCCCAUUGAAUAUCAUUCAUCUCUGCCCUCUGACUCAUGUUUAUUGUUGGGGUUGUAAGUGCUGUGUUGUGUUUUACUCUGUGUUUCUGUAAAACCUGUUUCUGUCUCUAGUUGUUUUUCUCUGUCCUACAGCUGUCUCACUUGCUCUGGCUUUGAAUGGAGUCUUCACAAACACUAUCAAGUUGAUAGUUGGCAGGUAAAUACAUAAUGCAAUACACCAACUAGACUCAAACACCGUUUGGGAAAAUGUUGGUUUAUAUGUCAAAGCAGAGUACCUUGUAGCUCAAUUGGUAGAGUAUGGCGCUUGUAACGCCAGGGUAGUGGGUUCGAUCCCUGGGACCACCCAUACGUAAAAAUGUAUGCACACAUGACUGUAAGUCGCUUUGGAUAAAAGCGUCUGCUAAAUGGCAUAUUAUUAUUAUUAUUAUUAUUAUUAUUAUUAUUAUUAUUAUUAUAUAUUAUUAAUUGGCAUUCACAUUCAGUUAUGCUGUGGCAUUUUCAAAAUUGAACAAAAUGCCUUUGACAUGUAUUGAAAGUUAACUUCAGGUGGCAUAAGCAAUAACAAACCACUUUUUAAGAGAGCGAUUGAUUUAAGUGUAUUUUUUCCUUUCCCUACAGACCCAGGCCAGACUACUUCCAGCGCUGUUUCCCAGAUGGACAGGUGAAUGUUACAAUGAUGUGCACCGGAGAACCAGACCUGGUGUCAGAGGGACGCAAGAGUUUCCCCAGCAGCCACUCCUCCUGUGAGUACUAGUCAGUCAGCAGCAACAACACUGUUAAUCAGUAUGUUUUAGGGAUCAGCUUGAGCCAGUCAAGGCACAUAAUCACUCAUCUUGAUUAGGGCUGUGGUGGUCAUGAAAUGUUGUCAGCCAGUUAUUGUCAUGCAAAAGACUGAGGGUCUCACGGUAAUUGAAUACACAUUUAUCAUCUCCAGGCCUCAACGCUUACAAGCCGCUGAUACGGGCCUUUGAAACAUCUACAUUUUAAAGUCUAAUAAAUCAAUGUAAUAUACACCAUCACAAUAAAUCCAUUAUUUAUUUUAGGCAGGUCUAAAGAAACAUGAUAUGAAGAAAAUGUAUUUCAGAAGAACAGAGUAAGAGUUACACUACUGUAUGUUAUCUGGCUAUGCGCCAUGCCAUAGGCUGUAGGCUUGUUAAUUUAGCAGACAAGAUAUGCUUAUAAGUCCCGUGCCAUUAUUUUAUAUUAUAUAAUUUUAUUGUAAGAACAAUAUAAUUCAACUUAGCUGAAUAAAAUAUAAAUAAUAUAAUUCCCAUUUAGGAUCGAGUGCGCAUAUGAGUGUCACGGCUGAUGUGGAUGCGGUGUGGGAGUCAGGCGCAGGACACAGAAGCUUAGUCGCAACGACUUUAAUAGUCAAAAAGGCAAUAACCAAAAUAACGUGCCUCUAACACAGGAGGCGAGCAAUUACGCUAACAGUGCGUAAAAGACUAAAUACUCGAGAACACAAUAACGAUGCACCAAACGGACAGGCGUACAACAACACACAACUGCAAACAAAACCAAAGGAAACUUAUAGGUGACAUAAUCAAUACAUAAUACGAGACAGGUGCACCAACAAAACAAAACCAAACAAACAUAGAGAACAUCAAACGGUAGCAGCUAGUACUCCGGGGACGACGAACGCCGAAGCCUGCCCGAACAAGGAGGAGGAGCAGCCUCGGCGGAAUUCGUGACAGUACCCCCCCCCCUUGACGCGCGGCUCCAGCCGUGCGCCGACCCCGGCCUCGGGGACGGCCAGGAGGACGUGGAGCAGGGCGCGUAGGAUGACUCCGGUGGAACUCAGUCAGGAGGGAUGGAUCUAAAAUGUCCCUCCUAGGCACCCAGCACCGUUCCUCCGGACCGUACCCCUCCCACUCCACGAGAUAUUGUAGACCCCCCAUCCGACGUCUCGAAUCCACGAUGGACCGGACUGAGUACGCCGGAGCCCCCUCGAUGUCCAGUGGGGGCGGAGGGGUCUCUCUUAUCUCACACUCCUGGAGUGGACCAGCUACCACCGGCCUGAGGAGAGACACAUGGAAUGAGGGGUUAAUGUGAUAGUCAUUAGGCAAUUGCAACUUGUAACACACCUCGUUCAAUCUCCUCAGGACUUUAAAUGGCCCCACAAAACCGCCGGCCAAGCUUCCGGCAGGGCAGGCGAAGGGGCAGGUUUCGAGUCGAGAGCCAGACUCGAUCUCCCGGGGCGUAUACAGGACCCUCACUGCGGUGGAGAUCGGCGCUCGCCUUCUGCCUGCGGAUGGCCCGCUGCAGAUGUACGUGUGCAGCGUUCCACGUCUCCUCCGAGCGCCGAAACCACUCAUCCACCGCAGGAGCCUCGAUCUGGCUCUGAUGCCAUGGUGCCAGAACCGGCUGAUACCCUAACACGCACUGAAAAGGGGUCAGGUUAGUAGAGGAGUGGCGAAGAGAGUUCUGAGCCAUCUCUGCCCAGGGGAUAUACCCCGACCACUCCUCCUGCCGGCCCUGGCAAUAUGAUCUCAGAAACCUACCCACAUCCUGGUUCACUCUCUCCACCUGCCCAUUACUCUCAGGGUGGUAACCCGAGGUAAGGCUAACCGAGACCCCCAAGCGUUCCAUGAACGCCCUCCAGACUCUAGAGGUGAAUUGGGGACCCCGAUCAGACACUAUAUCCUCGGGAACUGCGUAGUGCCGGAAGACGUGGGUGAACAAAGCCUCAGCGGUCUUUAGGGCAGUAGGGAGACCCGGCAUUGGAAUGAGACGACAGGCCUUAGAGAACCGAUCCACAACGACCAGAAUAGUGGUAUUCCCCUGAGAGGGGGGAAGGUCUGUGACAAAGUCCACCGAGAGGUGAGACCACGGCCGUUGUGGAACGGGCAGGGGUUGUAACUUCCCCCUGGGCAGGUGUCUAGGCGCCUUACACUGAGCGCACACCGAGCAGGAGGAGACAUAAACCCUCACGUCCCUAGCCAAUGUUGGCCACCAGUACUUAACACUAAGGCAGUGCACUGUCCGGCCAAUACCUGGAUGUCCAGAGGAGGGUGACGUAUGAGCCCAAUAAAUGAGACGAUCAUGGACCUCGAGCGGCACGUACGUCCGACCCACUGGACACUCUGGGGGAGUAGGGUCGGUGCGUAACGCCCGCUCAAUUUCCGCAUCGACCUCCCAUACCACCGGUGCCACCAGACAAGACUCCGGCAGUAUGGGAGUGGGCUCAAUGGACCUCUCAUCUGUGUCAUACCGCCGGGACAGGGCGUCUGCCUUACCGUUCUGGGACCCUGGGAUGUAAGUGAUCUUAAAAACAAACCGGUUCAGAAACAUGUUCCACCUAGCCUGACGAGGGUUCAAUCUCCUAGCUGCCCGGAUGUACUCCAGGUUACGAUGGUCAGUCAGAAUGAGAAAAGGGUGUUGAGCCCCCUCAAGCCAAUGCCUCCACACCUUUUGGGCUUGAACCACGGCUAACAGCUCCCUGUCCCCUACGUCAUAAUUACGUUCCGCCGGGCUGAGCUUUUUAGAAUAAAAAGCUCAGGGACGGAGCUUAGGAGGCGUGCCGGAGCGUUGCGACAGUACUGCCCCAAUACCGGCCUCUGACGCGUCCACCUCUACCUAGAACGCUAAAACGGGGUCCGGGUGAGCCAGCACCGGAGCCGAAAUGAACAGGUCCUUCAGUUUACAAAACGCCCUGUCCGCUUCAGCCGACCACUUUAAACGCACCGGGCCCCCCUUCAGCAGGGAAGUAAUGGGAGCUGCUACCUGUCCAAAACCCCGGAUAACUUCCGGUAGUAAUUGGCAAAACCCAAAAACUGCUGCACCUCUUUAACAGUGGUUAGGGUUUGCCAGUUACGCACGGCUGACACACGGUCAAUCUCCAUCUUCACCCCUGACGCUGACAACCGAUGACCCAAGAAGGAGAUGGACUCCUGGAAAAACCGACAUUUCUCUGCCUUGACAUACAAAUCAUGCUCCAACAGCCUACCCAACACUCGGCGCACCAGGGCUACAUGCUCGGCUCAUGUAGCAGAGUACACUAGGAUGUCGUCAAUGUACACUACCACUCCCUGCCCAUGCAGGUCCCGGAAGAUCUUUUCCACAAAUGAUUGGAAGACUGAAGGAGCAUUCAUUAACCCGUAUGGCAUGACAAGAUACUCAUAAUGACCUGAGGUGGUACUAAAUGCCGUCUUCCAUUCAUCUCCCUCCCUAAUGCGCACCAAGUUAUAAGCGCUCCUGAGAUCCAGUUUUGUGAAGAAACGCGCUCCGCGUAAUGAUUCAGUGGAAGAGGAAGAGGGUAACUGUAUUUCACAGUGAUCUGAUUGAGACUACGGUAAUCAAUAUACGGGCGCAACCCUCCAUCCUUCUAAUUCACAAAAAAGAAACUCGAGGACGCAGGGGAAGUGGAGGGCCGUAUGUAUCCUUGUCUCAGGGACUCAGCUAUGUAUGUCUCCAUAGCCGCCGUCUCCUCUUGAGACAGAGGAUACACAUGGCUCCGCGGGAGUGCCGCACCUGUCUGGAGGUUUAUCGCACAAUCUCCCUGUCUGAGGUGGCAAUCGUGUCGCCCUCGUCUUGCUGAACACGAGUGCCAAAUCCUCAUACUCAGGGGGAAUGUGCAUUGCGGGCACUUGGUUCGGACUCUCCACCGUGGUCGCCCCAACGGAAACACCUAAACAUCGCCCAACACACUGGCCAGACCAUUCCUUGAGAGCCCUCUGUUGCCACGAAAUGGUGGGGUCAUGGGUGAUUAACCAAGGAAGCCCCAGCACCACGGGAUACGCAGGGGAGUCAAUUAGAUACAACUGAAUAAUCUCCUCAUGACCCCCCUGCGUCUUCAUCUUUAUUGGCGCUGUGACCUCCCUAAUCAACCCAGAUCCCAACGGGCGGCUAUCUAGGGCAUGGACAGGAAAAGGUGCAUCAACGGGCAGGAGGGGAAUCCCUAACUUAGAACAACAUUUCCGAUCAAUACAAUUCCCAGCUGCGCCUGAAUCGACUAGCGCCAUGCUGGGAAUGAGAUGCAACCUGAGGAAAUACCACAGGUAUACACAAGUGAACAACAGAGAGCUCUGGGUGAGUGGGGCGCCUACUCACCUGAAAUGACUCCCCAGUGCGCGACCUGUUGCCCCGAUUCCCUGGAGACCCUCUCCAGCACCUAGCCGCAGUGUGUCCGCCACGGCCACAGCUGGUGCAGGGGACGGCCCCCCUCGGGUUCUCUCUCCUUCUCUCUCUAGCGCCAGCACCCCCGAGCUCCAUAGGGCUCGGCUCGGAGGUGCUGGGGGAUGGAAUGGACGGCCCCAACUCGGGACGUCCGCGGGUGGCCAGCAGGGUAUCCAGACGGAUGGACAUGUCCACUAGCUGGUCGAAGGACAGGUUGGUGUCCCUGCAGGCCAGCUCUCGACGAACGUCCUCACGCAGGCUACACCGAUAGUGGUCGAUGAGGGCCCUCUCAUUCCAUCCCGCAUCCACCGCGAAAUCCAGGGCGAACUCCUGUGCGCUCCUCUUCCCCUGUCGGAGGUGGAACAGACGCUCCCCCGCCGCUUUACCCUCAGGAGGGUGAUCGAAAACAGCCCUGAAGCGGCGGGAGAACUCCGCGUAGCUGAUGAUGGCGGCGUCUAUUCCCCUCCAUUCGCCGUUGGCCCACUCCAACGCCUUGCCGGAGAGACAGGAGAUGAGGGCGGAAACGCUCUCGUAUCCCGAGGGCGCCGGGUGUAUGGUGGCUAGGUAGAGUUCCACCUGAAGGAGGAACCCCUGACACCCGGCUGCGGUGCCAUCAUACGCCCUCGGGAGCAAGAGCCGAAUCCCACUGGAUUCCGGAGCUGGUCUGGUGGGACUGGCCGAUGGUGGUGGUAAUGUAGGAGGAGGUGUGGGCACGCCUCCCCUUUCCCAUCGGCGCAGGGUGUUUUCAUCACCUCCUGCAUGGCGGAGCCGAGUUGCUGGAUCCUGGCGUCCUGGCAGCUGACCCGAUCCUCCAGCGACUCGGUCGGCGCAGCCGCUCCUGCUGACUCCAUAGUAUGGUGUGUUGUUCUGUCACGGCUGAUGUGGAUGCGGUGUGGGAGUCAGGCGCAGGACACAGAAGCUUAGUCACAAUGACUUUAAUAGUCAAAAAGGCAAUAACCAAAAUAACGUGCCUCUAACACAGGAGGCGAGCGAUUACGCUAACAGUGCGUAAAAGACUAAAUACUCGAGAACACAAUAACGAUACACCAAACGGACAGGCGUACAACAACACACAACUGCAAACAAAACCAAAGGAAACUUAUAGGUGACAUAAUCCAUACAUAAUACGAGACAGGUGCACCAACAAGACAAAACCAAACAAACAUAGAGAACAUCAAACGGUAGCAGCUAGUACUCCGGGGACGACGAACGCCGAAGCCUGCCCGAACAAGGAGGAGGAGCAGCCUCGGCGGAAUUCAUGACAAUGAGCGCAAAAGUGAUAAUUUGAAACACGCUAGAUUUAGAGUUAUUUGGCAACUUUAGUUGUGAAUGAUACAAACCUUAGAAUGUCUUAGAAAUCAAAAUAUAUAUGGGUUGUAUGAUGCAACUAUAGGUUAUUGAUGAUUUGAGAAAGUUGCAAAAACCUAUGUUCCUUGCCUCAGGCUGCAAACGCUGUUCUCUCAAGUGAUCAUAUUUUCAUCCAUCAGACUAUUCUCAGUUGAAUCUCGUCUUUACUAAUAUGUAAAAUUUGUUUAGAUUUAGAAUGGCCCAUUAUUAAAUGGGCACGAACAGGGGCAGGGAAAAAAAGACAUGUCAUCCGUAUGCACUCGAAUAGCGAUUCAAUGCAUCAACCACUGUUUGAGGGGCAUGCAGCCCCAAACUCUGUAUGCCAUAGGUUCUCCAACCCUCUUCCUGCAGCUACCCAGUGCUUAAUUUGGGAAACCAAGUGAAAUUUGUUUGGGAACAUCGAUAGUAAUAUGUUUUCACAACUAAACAUAUUUCAUUAAACUGUUGACAGCCCUUCUCUCUACACAAUGGUGAGAUACUCUGUAGCUAAAGGUAAUGUGUCAGCCUAUAAAAAAAAGCCCUAUUACUAGGCUAUUCAAAUUCACUAUAAGUGAAAGCUAACUCUGUAAGUUGAACAAUCGAUGAACCAUUAGCAUAGCCUGGCAUUUCUAACACACGGCCCAUUUUUUUCCUUGAGGCCCCCACACCGGCCCAUUUAUUUGCUUGAGGCCCCCAUUAUUAGCCAGAUAAUUACCUUUUUGCUAAAAAAACUAAAACAAAUUAGACAGGCCCACUAGGCUAAAAACGGACCAGCCAAUCUUGCAUUUGCCCGAAAUGCCAGAUGGCCAGUCCGCCCCUGCAUGGAUAUAAAGUUUGAAGCGUAGCAUAUGCUAACCAGUCCAUCCAAUACAGUCCAAACUCAAAGGCGAUUACUAGAAUUGGAGUAUAGACUAGACCAAUUAUGUACCAAAGACAUCUUAAAUCAGUUUUUUCAAAAUGUUCUGCCAUGUGUAAUAUGCGGUAAGCUAUGUAUUGUAUAACGGCACAAUCCUUAUUUUAAUUCAGUUUUUUUUUCAGGCUUGGGCUCAUAUAUAGGACUAUGCAUAUGCAUAAGCUCUAAUAUGCGUAUGGUUGUUUUGAAUGAAUCAUCACCUUAGAAAGUGCUGUCCAUUUUGUUGUGUUAGGCUUAUCCAUAUGCAUCCACAAUGAUCAUGUUUUCCACUCAGUUUCAACCUGUUGUUGAACUUCUUUCUUCAAAUUGAUCAAUCACAGUGAGGUAAGUUUGAAAAGCAAGAUACUGUUUUGAUGAUAAGUGUUUGAUUUGAUUUUCGAUACCAUUUGCAUUGAUGUCAGAAUGGUUAGAGGAACAAUAGAGCCCUGAGUACGAGGCCAUUAGCGACUUGAUGGUCGUUAGCGAUUUGAGUAUGUCCAGUUGGGUAUGUCCAGUUAGGUAUGUCCAGAGUGCAUAAAAGGAGCUUACCGUUACUCAACGGUCAUACGGUCACCACAACAGCCCUAAUCUUGAUCACAUAAUGAGUAGUUAUUUAGGAUGCAAUAUGAUUUGUAGAUCAGUGAUUCUGUGUAGUCCGGCUGCAAUGUAGUCAAUCUGAAACAUACCUCUGUCAGUAGGCUAGAUAUCAUAUUGUCACAGGGACACCUUUCAUUACAGCUAAAGAUGGCUGUAUUACAGCAGAGAGGAAGAGGAAAAGCAAGAGGGUUUUACUUCACUCAAAAACUGUCCACAAAAAUAUGCAUUUUUGUAUGGAGGUCAAUGAGAGUGUUGAAUUUGGUCAACAGACAAUGGAAUUGCUAAUUUACUACAUUAGGCUUAUUUGAGCUAAUAUACAUUUCGUAAUGUGUAGGUUAUUACGAAUGCAUUGAUUAAAUUGACGCCCGUGGCAUUUUGGUGACUUUAUAUUGAAGUUGUGCCUGUUGUUCACACGCGUAUCUGCCCUCUCAUUGGCUAGAAUGGUCUCACCUGAUCUCGCCUCCUCCCGCCUUCCUUCCAUCUUUGAGGACAUGUAUUUCCAUUGUUAGAGUGGUCACACAACUAUCUUCUCAAUAUAAUAGAUAAUCUUUGAUUACAGUAAGCCUAACAAAAUGGAAGGUAUUUUCCUUUCCAAUUAUCGAAUCAUCCUAUGAAUGCUUCUAGUCAGGAUCAAUGCCAAGUAUGGCACCCUAUUCCCUAUAGUGCACUACUUCUGACCAGAGCCUAUGGGUGCGCCGGAACUGAUUUAAAUCGGCCAGAGUCUGGCUGCCGGGCUCAGCUCGACAUAUUGAAUGACUGCCCAGAAUCAGGCCGAGUACAUCGGGCCAAUUCUGUCUGCCAGAACUAAGCCGACACAGCAGGUGUCUUGUCAGAAUCCCCCCAGAAGUGGUCCGAUGCAAAUUCUUGUUAAUAUUACCCAUCCACCUCCCUGAUUCAGUUGCAUUAUACCAUAUCAAAAUACAAACAGCUGUAACAACCUCACACAAUGAACAAGUAGACAUUUACUCAUUGCUUAGAAUUUAUUUAUUUUUCAACAGGAAAUGUGUUAUAAUUCAUUCAAAAAAAUCACAUAGGGAACAGAGCCCACAUCCACAACAUCAACUACAGUCUCCAGCUGCAGCAUGGCCUGUGACAAACUGUCCUGUCACAAAAAAAUAGCCUUUCACUACAACCAAUACCAUUGACAUCAAUCUCACUGUAGUAUCAACUUUGCUAAGUUAUACUUAAAUCCGAACUGGUUCUCAAGCAAAUUAGUAAGAUUGUCUCACCCACUGUUCAAGAAAGGCCUUUUUCCCUUUAUUCAGAUUACAACCUCUCACUUUCAGUUAUUUGAAAAGGAAAUAAUCUCCCAAAUGUCACUAUUUCUAAAACAAGCCAUAGAAAGUUGGUUGCAAUUUCAAUUUAAUCCUCCAGAAACGACAGAAAAAAUAAUGCAACAAAUAUUGUGGUUAAAUUCAAAUAUACUAAUUGACAAAAAACCUUUAUUUUUUGACAGAAUGUUUAAAAAAGGUAUAAUCUUCGUAAAUGAUAUCAUCGGUAGGACUGGUGGAGUUAUGUCGCACAUGCAGCUAACAAAAACAUAUGGAAAUGUCUGCUCUACCCAAAAUUACAACCAAAUAAUUGCAGCCUUACCGCAAAAGAAAGAAGAGGAAAGUUGAAGGGGGAGAAAGUAAGGAACUUGUCUGUCGGCCUUGCAUUAAAGAACAUAAUUGGUUAAGGAAAACUGUGAUAAAUAAAAAAGUAUAUCAGUUUCACUUAAGGACCAAAGGAUUGACAGCCGUCCCAUAUAGAUUGCAAAAUAGUUGGGAAGAGAUCUUUGACGUACCGAUCCCAUGGCAUAGUGUUUAUGAACUGACACGCAAAACGACACCGGAUUCAAAAAUUAGAAUCUUUCAAUUUAAAUUAUUAUAUAAAAUUCUUGCUACCAAUAGAAUGUUAUUUAUAUGGGGGAUACAAUCUUCCCAGCUCUGCAGAUUUUGCUGUGAAGAGAUAGAAUCAUUAGAUCAUUUGUUUUGGUUCUGUCCAUUUGUAGCUUGUUUUUGGACACAGGUCCAGGAAUGGCUAAAGGAUUGCAAUAUUUACCUGGAACUAACCUUGCAGAUAGCAUUACUGGGUGAUCUGAAAAGUCAUAGUCAAUCAAUCAAUAAUAUAAUAAUACUUUUAGCAAAAAUGUUUAUUUUUAAUUCACAAUCUGUAGAAGCAAUGAGAAUAGAAAGGUUCAGAACUUUUGUAAAACAUCACAGUACGGUUGAAAUAUAUAUGGCAAAUAGAAAUCCUAUAUGGAUGGUGUUAAGAGAUAGAUGGGAGGUAUUGAAUAGAGUUGAAGGAUGGGACUAAUAACAAAUAACAACAAAUAAUAACAAAGAUAGCUAAUAAUGUAAGCAUACUGUGUCCAUAAUAAGUAUAUAGGUUGUAUGUUGGGAGCUUUUGGGAAAGAGCACAGUUAGAAAGAUAUGGCAUUUAGAAGCAAACCGGAUGGACAUCAUGAAAAUGAUUGGAGAGGUUGAGAGUAGAAGAAGUUCAGGAGCAAAAAAAUAAAUAAAUAUAUAUAUAUAUAUAUAUAUAUAUAUAUAUAGAUAUAGAAUUAUUGUAAAAUUAACUCUGUCCAUAAGGUGUAGAUAGUAAGUAUAGACCGGAAGUAGAGGCCUGGGCGUUGUUGUUCACUAAUUUACUCCAAGUAGGGAAAGGAUGGUGGGGUUGAAAAGUAAUAAAGGGGAAUAUAUAUAUAAAAAAUAAAAAAAACAUGGGGGAUUGGAAGUGAUGCAGACAAUUACAUUGAUAGAAGAUACAAUAUAUCUGCAAUAUUAAGCUGAUCCAUCCCCCCCCCCAAAAAAAAAAAAAAAAAAAAAAAAAAACUUUGCUCUGGGGCCAUGGAAGCCUCAGUUUUUACAUUUUAACAUGGCCUGAGAAGAACAAUAUGGGCAGGCCAAUACAAGCAUUGCCAAUAUGCCUAAUUUUACUAGUGUCUUUUGUAGAGCAUUUUGGCUAGUUUUAUGGUAAAGAGAUAAUGUAUAUAAUGUGCAUAGCCUUUAUACUUCUAAGUGAUGACUGAAUACUAUCUCAGAGUUUCCUUUUGAAAACUUCUUAGGUCCAAUUAUUUUGUUGUUGUUGUUGUUAUACGACGGAUGUCAGAGUUUGAACAUGCAACCUCUGAUGGUUGUAGUGAAGUACCAUGUUUAAAAAUCUCACAAUGAUGGUCCUAUUCCACAACAUGUCACAUGUCCUGUCAGUGAAUAUAAGGAAAUAUAUCUUGCGAAAUUCUGCAUCAAGGUUGUUUCAGUGGUGACAAUUCAUCAAAAGCAAAGACAGCACAGGCUUAUAGCGACCAAAUGAGGUUGCAGCUGUGUAAAAACAUCAUACUUCAAAAUAAUUGGGAAAAGUUCAAUGCCUUUUUUUAGUGGCUAUUGCAUAGUAAAAAUAAAACGCACCAACGUGUUGCAGCUCACAGGCUUUCUUCAGGGUGCCUGUGAGCGUACAAUGAGUCACUCCUCUCAGAAACUUUUUUGACUACCCAAUGAACUCAAAUUAUGGAGUGUGGCUUUAAGGUUUUUCUGAUCAUCUAUGUGAACAUUUAUUAUAUAUCAAAUAUAAAGUACUGAGAACAGUUGAAAAAAAAUUGGUCUUCAUUGUUAACUGUGCAUCAAGAGGUGUCUAACAUAAUGAGCAUUACAUCACAUCUCUAUUGAAAUAUGAAGGUAUGACACUGGUAAUAAACAUGCACAGGUUUACAUAUUAAAAGUAGCAUGACCUUUCCCGAGACCAACUGUGCCCUAAGAACUGAUAGGAUUUGUACUUUACAGUCUGAUGAGGAACAUCACAAAGAGACCUCCCCACUUAGCGAAAUUGGUUUUGGUAUGGUAACAGCAUUCCCCGUUAUUGUGUUUAGUGUGUAGGGUAGGGUAUACUGUCGGGUGUAGUAGUUACAGCACUCCUCUACUCGAACUGGUCGUAUUCUCCCCUCUGGUAGUCUUCCACCUCUGUAGCUCAAUUGGUAGAGCAUGGCGCUUGUAACGCCAGGGUAGUGGGUUCGAUCCCCGGGACCACCCAUACGUAAAAAUGUAUGCGCACAUGACUGUAAGUCGCUUUGGAUAAAAGUGUCUGCUAAAUGGCAUAUUAUUAUUAUUAUUAUUCAACUGCAGCCUUUGCAGUUCCAGCAGAAUCAGCUAUUGUUUUUACUUAAGUGUCUCUAAUGGUGUUAAUUAACCUUUUACUGCAGGGGGCUAAAUCAGGGUCACACAGAGUGAUUCUUGGUAGUCUGAAACAAAUCUACUUUGAAACAAAAGUAUACACCUCACACACAUGGGCUUAUGGGCUUAAAAAAAGAACACACCUGUACCAUGGCAGAUAUAGAGUUGAACUUCAUUCAAUGUUGAGUUUGCAUCCCAAUAUUACACUUUAAAUAAAUCACAGAAGACUGAAAUAUAACAAAACUGUUUAACACAGAAACACCGGAUUUUCAUUGUUUAAAAAAUAAUAUCAUUUAUGAAUUAUGAAUUAUGCAAAAUAUUAAUAACGUUCCACCCAUGAGGCCAAAGCGGGCGCUUUUGGUCAUUGACUGCAGGAAAGUGCUACAAUCUCAUGAAGAACUGCUGCAAAAAAUACAAAACAAAACACAAAGAGCGCACAUUUAACACCAAGUUAUAAUUUCUCCUAAUCCCCUAAAUGUCCAAACAGUUGUGGUUUUAUCCCUCAUGUCCAGUAAAAAGCAUGAGCUGACACACACUCCAAAAAUCAUGUUAGAUGUGCUGUCGGACCAUCAAAUAAUUGGCAUAUUAAUUACUCUUACAUAAUGUCCACGUAGGCGAGGAUAUUAGAAAUGUUAUCAAAGCCAAUUGGAUGACAACUUGUUUUUAACCAGGACAAAAAAUGUAUAACUGACUUUUUCCGACAUAAUAUAGGAACAGCAGAUUCGCUUAUUGUAUGGGACACUUUUAAAUGUCCCUUUAGAGGCCAUGCAAUUCAAUACUCAUCUUUAAAACAAAUGCAAUUUAGGUCAAAAUAAUUAAUAUUAACAAAGGAAAUAGAGGGACUAACAGUACAGAUAAAUAGCAAUAAAAACUACCAUAGAUGCACAGAAUAUGUUAAAGGAAAAACAAACAGAAAUGGAGGAACGUAUUCAAGAAAGAUCAAGCGUAAUAUAUUAUAAAAUAAAGCGAACUGGAUGGAAUGUGAGGAAAAAUGCACCAAAUUAUUUUUUAAUCUUCAACAUAGAAAUGCUACCAAAUAUUGUUUACUGAAACAUGUUACAUCCAUGAUUCACCAAAUUAUAUUUUGAAAGAGGAAGCAAAGUACUGUAAGCAUAUGUUUUUGUUUCAGUCUCCUCCAUCUCCACUAACCAAAGUGAAUUGUUUCUAUUAAUAAUGUAAAAGUAACAGCUGUACAGAAAGAUUCAUGUGAAGGUCAAAUUACAGAGGAGGAACUUCUUGAUGCAAUAAAAGCCUUUAAGUCUGGGAAAACUCCAGGACUAGAUGGCAUACCAGGUAAGGUAAACCAAACCUUUUUUGAUGUACUCAGAGGACCGUUAUUAGCAUGUUUUAACCACUCCUAUAAAAUGGUAGAUUAUCAAAUACUCAACAAGAAGGUCUGAUUUCAUUAUUACUGAAACAGUACCCAAGUGGUAAAUAUAAUGAUCCAGUCCAUUAAAAAAAAUCACAUACACAUGGUUAGCAGAUGUUAAUGUGAGUGUAACGAAAUGCUUGUGCUUUUUGUUCUGACAGGGCAGCAAUAUCUAGCAAGUUAUAUCUAAUAGUUCCACAACAAAAACCUAAUACACACAAAUCUAAGUAAAGGAAUGGAAUAAGAAUAUAUCAAUAUAUGGAUGAGCAAUGUCAUUAUCAGAGUGGCAUAGGCUAAGAUGCAAUAGAUAGUAUAGAAUAUAGUAUAUACAUAUGAGAUGGGUAAUGCAAAAUAUGUAAACUUUAUUAAAGUGGCAUUAUUAAAGUUACAUUAUUAAAGUGACUAGUGUUCAAUUUAUUAAAGUGGCCAGUGAUUUUCAAGUCUAUAUGUAGGCAGCAGCCUCUCUGUGCUAGUGAUGGCUGUUUAACAGUCUGAUGGCCUUGAGAUAGAAGCUGUUUUUCAGUCUCUCGGCCCCAGCUUUGAUGCACCUGUACUGACCUCGCCUUCUGGAUGAUAGCGAGGUGAACAGGCAGUGGCUCGGGUGGUAGUUGUCCUUGAUUAUCUUUUUGGCCUUCCUGUGACAUCGGGUGCUGUAGUUGUGCUGGAAGGCAGGUAGUUUACCCACGGUGAUGCGUUGUGCGGACCGCACCACCCUCUGGAGAGCCCUGCGGUUGUGGGUGGUGCAGUUGCCGUACCAGGCGGUGAUACAGCCCGACAGGAUGCUCUCAAUUGUGCAUCUGUAAAAGUUUGUGAGGGUUUUAGGUGACAGGCCACAUUUCUUCAGUCUUCGGAGAUUGAAGAGACGCUGUUGCGCCUUUUUCACCACACUGUCUGUGUGGGUGGACCAUUUUAGUUUGCCAGUGAUAUGUACGCUGAGGAACUUAAAACUUUCCACCUUCUCCACUGCUGUCCCGUCGAUGUGGAUGGGGGUACUCCCUCUGUUGUUUCCUGAAGUCCACAAUCAUCUCCUUUGUUUUUUUUAUGUUGAGUGAGAGGUUAUUUUCCUGACACCACACUCCGAGAGCCCUUACCUCCUCCCUGUAGGCUGUCUCAUCGUUGUUGGUAAUCAAGCCUACUACUGUUGUGUCGUCUGCAAACUUGAUGAUUGAGUUGGAGGCGUGCAUGGCUACGCAGUCAUGGGUGAACAGUGAGUACAGGAGUGGGCUGAGCACACACCCUUGUGGGGCCCCAGUGUUGAGGAUCAGUGAAGUGGACAUGUUUCCUACCUUCACCACCUGGGGGCAGCCCGUCAGGAAGUCCGGGACCCAAUUGCACAGGGUGGGGUUGAGACCCAUGGCCUCAAGCUUGAUGAUGAGCUUGAAGGGUACUAUGGUGUUGAAUGCUGAGCUAUAGUCAAUUAACAGCAUUCUUAUAUAGGUAUUCCUCUUGUCCAGAUGGGAUAGGGCAGUGUGCAGUGUGAUGGCAAUUGCAUCAUCUGUGGACCUAUUGGUGCGGUAUGCAAGUUGAAGUGGGUCUAGGGUGACAGGUAAAGUGGAGGUGAUAUGAUCCUUGACUAGUCUCUCAAAGCACUUACUGAUGACAGAAGUGAGUGCUACGGGGUGAUAGUCAUUCAGUGUUGUGAUGCAACAAUUCUAGCAAAAUGCAUAGAACAUAGAAUUAAAAAGGUAUUGUCGGAUAUUACUCAUCCUAAUUUUUUACAUGGACGAUACACAUUGGAGAUAAUAUAAGACAAGUACUGGAAACAAUAAAAUCUAUGAAAAUCAGGGAAACCAGGCCUGGUAUUCAUAGAUUACUUUGAAAAGGUUUUUGAUAAAGUUCUGUGCCUUGCAAAAGUAUUCAUCCCCCUUGGCGUUUUUCCUAUUUUGUUGCAUUACAAUCUGUAAUUUAAAUGGAUCUUUAUUUGGAUUUCAUGUAAGGGACAUACACAAAAUAUUCCAAAUUGGUGAAGUGAAAUGAAAAAAAUAAAUAACGGAAAAGUUGUGCGUGCAUAUGUAUUCACCCCCUUUGCUAUGAAGCCCCUAAAUACGAUCUGGUGCAACCAAUUACCUUCAGAUGUCACAUAAUUAGUUAAAUAAAGUCCAGCUGUGUGCAAUCUAAGUGUCACAUGAUCUGUCACAUGUUCUCAGUAUAUAAACACCUGUUCUGAAAGGCCCCAGAGUCUGCAACACUACUAAGCAAGCGGCACCAUGAAGACCAAGGAGCUCUCCAAACAGGUCAGGGACAAAGUUGUGGAGAAGUACAGAUCAGGGUUGGGUUAUGAAAAAAUAUCUGAAACUUUGACCAUCCCACUGAGCACCAUUAAAUCCUAUAUACAGUGGGGGAAAAAAGUAUUUAGUCAGCCACCAAUUGUGCAAGUUCUCCCACUUAAAAAGAUGAGAGAGUCCUGUAAUUUCCAUCAUAGGUGCACGUCAACUAUGACAGACAAAAUGAGAAUUUUUUUUCCAGAAAAUCACAUUGUAGGAUUUUUAAUGAAUUUAUUUGCAAAUUAUGGUGGAAAAUAAGUAUUUGGUCAAUAACAAAAGUUUCUCAAUACUUUGUUAUAUACCCUUUGUUGGCAAUGACACAGGUCAAACGUUUUCUGUAAGUCUUCACAAGGUUUUCACACACUGUUGCUGGUAUUUUGGCCCAUUCCUCCAUGCAGAUCUCCUCUAGAGCAGUGAUGUUUUGGUGCUGUCGCUGGGCAACAUGGACUUUCAACUCCCUCCAAAGAUUUUCUAUGGGGUUGAGAUCUGGAGACUAGCUAGGCCACUCCAGGACCUUGAAAUGCUUCUUACGAAGCCACUCCUUCGUUGCCCGGGCGGUGUGUUUGGGAUCAUUGUCAUGCUGAAAGACCCAGCCACAUUUCAUCUUCAAUGCCCUUGCUGAUGGAAGGAGGUUUUCACUCAAAAUCUCACGAUACAUGGCCCCAUUCAUUCUUUCCUUUACACGGAUCAGUCGUCCUGGUCCCUUUGCAGAAAAACAGCCCCAAAGCAAGAUGUUUCCACCCCCAUGCUUCACAGUAGGUAUGGUGUUCUUUGGAUGCAACUCAGCAUUCUUUGUCCUCCAAACACGACGAGUUGAGUUUUUACCAAAAAGUUCUAUUUUGGUUUCAUCUGACCAUAUGACAUUCUCCCAAUCCUCUUCUGGAUCAUCCAAAUGCACUCUAGCAAACUUCAGACGGGCCUGGACAUGUACUGGCUUAAGCAGGGGGACACGUCUGGCACUGCAGGAUUUGAGUCCCUGGCGGCGUAGUGUGUUACUGAUGGUAGGCUUUGUUACUUUGGUCCCAGCUCUCUGCAGGUCAUUCACUAGGUCCCCCCGUGUGGUUCUGGGAUUUUUGCUCACCGUUCUUGUGAUCAUUUUGAUCCCACUGGGUGAGAUCUUGCGUGGAGCCCCAGAUCGAGGGAGAUUAUCAGUGGUCUUGUAUGUCUUCCAUUUCCUAAUAAUUGCUCCCACAGUUGAUUUCUUCAAACCAAGCUGCUUACCUAUUGCAGAUUCAGUCUUCCCAGCCUGGUGCAGGUCUACAAUUUUGUUUCUGGUGUCCUUUGACAGCUCUUUGGUCUUGGCCAUAGUGGAGUUUGGAGUGUGACUGUUUGAGGUUGUGGACAGGUGUCUUUUAUACUGAUAACAAGUUCAAACAGGUGCCAUUAAUACAGGUAACGAGUGGAGGACAGAGGAGCCUCUUAAAGAAGAAGUUACAGGUCUGUGAGAGCCAGAAAUCUUGCUUGUUUGUAGGUGACCAAAUACUUAUUUUUCACCAUAAUUUGCAAAUAAAUUCAUUAAAAAUCCUACAAUGUGAUUUUCUGGAUUUUUUUUCUCAAUUUGUCUGUCAUAGUUGACGUGUACCUAUGAUGAAAAUUACAGGCCUCUCUCAUCUUUUUAAGUGGGAGAACUUGCACAAUUGGUGGCUGACUAAAUACUUUUUUCCCCCACUGUAUUUAAAAUUUUAAAGAAUAUGGCACCACAACAAACCUGCCAAGAGAGGGCCGCCCACCAAAACUCACUGACCAGGUGAGGAGGGCAUUAAUAGAGAGGCAACAAAGAGACCAAAGAUAACCCUGAAGGAGCUGCAAAGCUCCACAGCGGAGAUUGGAUCAUCUGUACAUAGGACCACUUUAAGCUGUACACUCCACAGAGCUGGGCUUUAUGGAAGAGUGGCCAGAAAAAAUAUAUUGCUUAAAGAAGAAAAUAAGCAAACACGUUUGGUGUUUGCUAAAAGGCAUGUGGGAGACUCCCCAAUCAUAUGGAAGAAGGUACUCUGGUCAGAUGAGACUAAAAUUGAGCUUUUUGGCCAUCAAGGAAAACACUAUGUCUGGUGCAAACCCAACACCUCUCAUCACCCCGAGAACACCAUCCCUACAGUGAAGCAUGGUGGUGGCACCAUCAUGCUGUGGGGAUGUUUUUCAUUGGCAGGGACUGGGAAACUGGUCAGAUUUGAAGGAAAGAUGGAUGGUGCUAAAUACAGGGAAAUUCUUGAGGGAAACCUGUUUCAGUCUUCCAGAGAUUUGAGACUGGGACGUUCGGUUGAAGUCGGAAGUUUACAUAUACCUUAGCCAGAUCAAUUUAAACUCAGUUUUUCACAAUUCCUGACAUUUAAUCCUUGUAAAAAUUCCCUGUUUUAGGUCAGUUAGAAUCACCACUUUAUUUUAAGAAUGUGAAAUGUCAGAAUAAUAGUAGAGAGAAUGAUUUAUUUCAGCAUUUCUUUAUUUCAUCACAUUCCCAGUGGGUCAGAAGUUUACAUACACUCAAUUAGUAUUUGGUAGCAUUGCCUUUAAAUUGUUUAACUUGGGUCAAACGUUUCGGUUAGCCUUCCACAAGCUUCCCACAAUGAAUUGGGUGCAUUUGGCCCAUUCCUCCUGACAGAGCUGGUGUAACUGACUCAGGUUUGUAGGCCUCCUUGCUCGCACACACUUUUUCAGUUCUGCUCACAGAUUUUCUAUAGGAUUUAGGUCAGGGCUUUGUGAUGGCCACUCCAAUACCUUGACAUUGUUGUCCUUAAGCCAUUUUGCCACAACUUUGGAAGUAUGCUUGGGGUCAUUGUCCAUUUGGAAGACCAAUUUGCGACCAAGCUUUAACUUCCUGACUGAUGUCUUGAGAUGUUGCUUCAAUAUAUCCACAUAAUUUUCCAUCCUCAUGAUGCCAUCUAUUUUGUGAAGUGCACCAGUCCCUCCUGCAGCAAAGCACCCCCACAGCAUGAUGCUGCCACCCCCGUACUUCACGGUUGGGAUGGUGUUCUUUGUCUUGCAAGCAACCUCCUUUUUCCUCCAAACAUAAUGAUGGUCAUUAUGGUCAAACAGCUCUAUUUUUGUUUCAUCAGACCAGAGGACAUUUCUCCAAAAACUCUGAUCUUUGUCCCCAUGUGCAGUUGCAAACCAUAGUCUGGCUUUUUUAUGGUGGUUUUGGAGCAGUGGCUUUUUCCUUGCUGAGCGGCCUUUCAGGUUAUGUCGAUAUAAGACUCGUUUUACUGUGGAUAUAGAUACUUUUGUACCUGUUUCCUCCAGCAUCUUCACAAGGUCCUUUGCUGUUGUUCUAGGAUUGAUUUGCACUUUUCCCACCAAAGUACGUUCAUCUCUAGGAGACAGAACGCGUCUCCUUCCUGAGCGGUAUGCGUGGUCCCAUGGUGUUUGUACAGAUGAACGUGGUACCUUCAGGUGAUUGGAAAUUGCUCCCAAGAAUGAACCAGACUUGUGGAGGUCUACAAUUUUUUUUCUGAGGUCUUGGCUGAUUUCUUUUAAUUUUCCCAUGAUGUCAAGCAAAGAGGCACUGAGUUUGAAGGUAGGCCUUGAAAUACAUCAACAGGUACACCACCACUUGACUCAAAUGAUGUAAAUUAGCCUAUCAGAAGCUUCUAAAGCCAUGACAUCAUUUUCUGGAAUUUUCCAAGCUGUUUAAAGGCACAGUCAACUUAGUUUAUGUAAACUUCUGACCCACUGGAAUUGUGAUACAGUUAAUUAUAAGUGAAAUAAUCUGUCUGUAAACAAUUGUUGGAAAAAUUACUUGUGUCAUUCACAAAGUAGAUGUCCUAACAGAAUUGCCAAAACUAUAGUUUGUUAACAAGAAAUAUGUGGAGUGGUUGAAAAACUAGUUUUAAUGACUCCAACUUCAAUUGUAGGUUCACCAUCCAGUAGGACAUUCACCAUUCAGUAGGACAAUGACCCUAAGCAUACUGUUAACGCAGCACUUGAGUGGUUUAAGGGGAAACAUUAAAAUGUCUUGGAAUGGCCUAGUCAAAGCCCAGACCUCAAUCCAAUUGAGAAUCUGUGGUAUGACUUAAAGAUUGCUUUACACCAGUGGAACCCAUCCAACUUGAAGGAGCUGGAGCAGUUUUGCCUUGAAGAAUGGGAAAUAAUCCUAGUGGCUAGAUGUGCCAAGCAUAUAGAGACAUACCCCAAGAGACUUGCAUCUGUAAUUGGUGCAAAAGCUGUCUCUACAAAGUAUUGACUUUGGGGUUGUGAAUAGUUUUUUUGUGUUAUUGCUUGUUUGUUUCACACAAAAAAAAAUUGCAUCUUCAAAGUGGUAGGCAUGUUGUGUAAAUCAAAUGAUACAAACCCCCCAAAAAUUCAUUUUAAUUCAAGGUUGUAAGGCAACAAAAUUGGAAAAAUGCCAAGUGGGGUGCAUACUUUCGCAAGCCACUGCACGACUGGAAUUUUUAUAUCAAUGCCUGGAAUAUUUCCAUUUUGGAGAAUCUCUUAUACAUUGGGUUAAAGUUAUGUAUAGUAAAAUAUACGAGCAAAAAAUAUUAUAUUUUAUUUGGAACGGCAACUCAGACAAAAUUAAACUGACCUAUUUAUAUAAUGAAUAUGAAUUCUGAGGGCAGAGAUGAUUAAAUAUUAAAGCAUUAGACCUCUCACUAAAAGCUUAAGUCAUGGAAAAGUUAUACUUAAAUCUGAAUUGGUUCUCUAGCUGUUUAGUAGGAAUGUCUCACCCCCUGUUAAAAAAUACCUCUCAUUUUUGUGAAAAUGAAAUAAUCUCCAAAAUAUCGCUAUUUUUAAAACAAGCCAUAUAAAGAUAGGUGCAAUUUCAGUUUAAUCCACCAGAAAAAAAAACAGAAUAAAUAUUAGAACAAAUAUUAUGGUUAAACUCAAAUAUACAAAUUGAUAAAAAGAAAUAAGAAAAAUGUAUAAUCUUUGUAAAUGAUAUUAUAAAUAGGACUGGUGGAGUUAUGUCUCAGGUGCAGCUAACAAAAAUAUAUAGAAAUGUCUGCUCUAAUCAAAAUUAUAACCAACUAAUUGCAGCAUUACCGCAAAAAUGGAAGAGGCAAGUGGAAGGGGGAGAAAGUCAGGAAAUGCAUUAAAGACCAAAAUUGGUUAAAGAAAAUGUUCAUUAAUAAAAAAGUAUACCUGUUUCAUUUAAGGAUAAAAAAAAUGUACAACUCUGCCAUAUACAUUGCAAAAUAGUUGGGAAGAGAUUUUCAAUGUACCGAUUCCAUGGCACAUGGUUUAUGAACUGAUACACAAAAUGCUGCAAAGAGACAGAAUCAUUAGAUUUAAAAAAUGUGUUCCGUUUCAGGAAUGUCUGAAGAAUUGCUACAUUUACCUGGUGCUAACUCUGCAAAUUGCACUGCUGGGUGAUUUAAAAAGUUAUAGUCAAUCGAUCAAUAAAAUAAUAAUACUCUUAGCAAAAAUGUUUAUCUUUAAUUUACAAUCUGUAGAAACUAUGAGAAUAGAAAGGUUUAGAACUUUUGUGAAACAUCAUAGCACAGUUGAAAAAUAUAUGGCAAACAGAAAUCAACAUCUUCAGAGAUAGAUAGGAGGGGUUGAAGGUAGCUGAAGGAUGGGACUAAAAACAAACAAAAGAUAACUAUUGUAAAAUACACUGUGUCCGUAAAAUGUAGAUAGUAUGUAUAAGCUGGAAGUAGAAGCCUAAGUGUUGUUGUCCAUUAGUUUACUCCAAUUAGGGGAGGGGUGCUAGGGUUAGGGAAAAAAACGAAAGAUAAAAUAUAUAUACACUACCAGUCAAAAGUUUGGACACACCUACUCAUUCAAGGUUUUUCUUUAUUUUUUAAAACGUUUUACAUUGUAGAAUAAUAGUGAAGACAUUAAAACUAUGAACUAACACAUAUGGAAUCAUGUAGUAACCAAAAAAGUGUUAAACAAAUCAACAUUUAUUUUAUGUUUGAGAUUCUUCAAAUAGCAUCCCUUUGCCUUGAUGACAGCUUUGCACACUCUUGGCAUUCUCUCAACCAGCUUCAUGAGGUAUUCACCUGGAAUUAUUUUCAAUUAACAGGUACCUUCUUAAAAGUUAAUUUGUGGAAUCUAUUUCCUUCUUAAUGUGUUUGAGCCAUUCAGUUGUUUUGUGACAAGGUAGGGGGGGGGGGUAUACAGAAGAUAGCCCUAUUUGGUAAAAGACCAAGUCCAUAUUAUGUCAAGAAUAGCUCAAAUAAGCAAAGAGAAAUGACAGUCCAUCAUUACUUUAAGACAUGAAGGUCAGUCAAUACGGAAAAUGUCAACAACUUAAGAAAGUUUCUUCAAGUGCAUUCGCAAAAACCAUCAGGCGCUAUGAUGAAACUGGCUCUCAUGAGGACCGCCACAGGAAUGGAAGACCCAGAGUUACCUCUGCUGCAGAGGAUAAGUUCAUUAGUUAACAGCCGCAGAAACUACAGCUCAAAUAAAUGCACCACAGAGUUCAAGUAACAGACAUCUCAACAUCAACUGUUCAGAGGACCUGUGAAUCAGGCCUUCAUGGUCGAAUUGCUGCAAAGAAAUCCCUACUAAAGGACACCAAUAAGAAGAAGAGACCUGCUUGGCCAAGAAACACGAGCAAUGGACAUUAGACCGGUGGAAAUUUGUCCUUUGGUCUGGAGUCCAAAUGUGAGAUUUUUGGUUCAAACCGCUGUGUCUUUGUGAGACGCGGUGUGGGUGAACGGAUGAUCUCUGCAUGUGUAGUUCUCACCGUAAAGCAUGGAGGAGGAGGUGUUAUGGUGUGGCAGUGCUUUGCUGGUGACACUGUCUGUGAUUUAUUUAGAAUUCAAGGCAUACUUAACCAGCAUGGCUACCACAGCAUUCUGCAGUGAUACGCCAUCCCAUCUGGUUUGGGCUUAGUGGGACUAUCAUUUGUUUUUCAACAGGACAAUGACCCAACACACCUCCAGGCUGUGUAAGGGCUAUUUUACCAAGAAGGAGAGUGAUGGAGUGCCUGGCCUCCACAAUCCCCCGAUCUCAAACCAAUUGAAAUGGUUUGGGAUGAGUCGGACGGCAGAGUGAAGGAAAAGCAGCCAACAAGUGCUCAGCAUAUGUGUAGUAUGAUUCAAUCUUAGUCCUGUAUUGACUCUUUGCAUGUUUGAUGGUUCGUCGGAGGGCAUAGCGGGAUUUCUUAUCAUCAUCAGGGUUAGAGUCCCGCUCCUUGAAAGCGGCAGCUCCAUCCUUUAGCUCAGUGCUGAUGUUGCCUGUAAUCCAUGGCUUCUGGUUGGGGUAUGUACGUACGGUCACUGUGGGGACGACGUCAUCGAUGCACUUAUUGAUCAAGCCAGUGACUGAUGUGGUGUACUCCUCAAUGCUAUCGGAAGAAUCACGGAACAUAUUCCAGUCUGUGCUAGCAAAACAGUCCUGUAGCUUAGCACCUGCAUCAUCUGACCACUUCCUUAUUAACCAAGUCACUGGUGCUUCCUGCUUUAGUUUUUGCUUAUAAACAGGAAUCAGGAGGAUAGAGUUAUGGUCAGAUUUGCCAAAUGGAGGGCGAGGGAGAGCUUUGUACAUGUCUCUGUGUGUGGAGUAAUGGUGGUCUAGAGUUUUUUUCCUCUGGUUGCACAUUUAACAUGCUGGUAGAAAUGAGGUGGAACGGAUUUAAGUUUCCCUGUAUUAAAGUCCCCGGUCACUAGUAGCGCUGCCUCUGGAUGAGCCUUUUCCUGUUGAUUUAUGGCCUUAUACAGCUCAUUGAGUGAGAGCUUAGUGCUAGCAUCGGUUGGUGGUGGUUAAUAGACAGCUACGAAAAAUAUAGAUGAAAACUCUCUUGGUAAAUAGUGUGGUCUACAACUUAUCAUGAGAUACGCUUGAGGCAAGCAAAACCUCAAGACUUCCUUAGUAUUAGAUUUUAUGCUCAAGCUGUUGUUUACAAAUAUACACAGACCGCCACCCCUCGUCUUACCGGUGUCAGCCGUUCUGUCCUGCCGAUGUAGCGUAUAUCCCGCCAGCUGUAUGUUAUCCAUGUUGUCGUUCAGCCACGACUCGGUGAAACAUAAGAUAUUACAGUUUUGAAUGUCCCGUUGGUAGGAUAACCUUAAUCUUAGGUCGUCCAAUUUAUUUUCAAAUGAUUGAACAUUGGCUAAUAGGUUUGAUGGAAGAGGCAGUUUACUCGCUCGCCGUCGGAUCCUUACAAGGCAUCCCGACCUACGUGUACGAUAUCUCUGUCUCUUUCUCAUGCAAAUGACGUGUAUUUGGGCCUUGUCGGGUGUCUGUAGAAUAUAUUUUGCGUCCGACUCGUUGAAGAAAAAAUCUUUGUCCAAUACGAGGUGAGUAAUCGCUGUCCUGAUAUCCAGAAGCUCUUUUUGGUCAUAAGAGACGGUGGCAGAAACAUUAUGUACAGAAUAAAUUACAAAUAACGUGAAAAAACACACAUAAUAGUACAAUUGGUCAGAGGGCUGUAAAACGGCAGCCAUCUUCUCCGGCGCCAUUCAUCAGUCUGUGGUAGCUGGAAGGCCGCCAACCAUUUCACCCCUCCUGGCCCUGCUGUUUGCUUUGAAGAGUCCCAGUCUGGAGUGCAAAGCCCCUUGCCAUUUCCCUCAGAGACCAAUCGCUUUGCCUUGGAGCUACAGGAGAAGAGAGAGCCAGAAGUGAGGGGGAAACUCGCUAAAUGGGUGACAACCACAAUUAGUGAAAUGUAUACCUUCCUGGUGACAGUCCUUCUCAUGGGAAUAGUAAAGAAGAACUCCCUAAGAGAAUACUGGAGCACAGAUCCUAUGUCUGCAACUCCCUUCUUUGCCACCUUCUUUUCCCAAGACCGCUUCCUAGUUCUGCUGCAAUGCCUGCAUUUCAUCAACAACGCUACUGCCAACCUAAAUGACCCGUUACACAAAAUAAGAAAUGUUCUUACCAGCCUGACAUCAGCAUUUGGUUGGGUCUUUGUGCCAUACAAGGACCUAUGCAUUGAUGAGUCCCUGAUGUUAUGGAAGGGUAGGCUGGCAUUCUGUCAAUAUUUUCCCUCCAAAAGGCACAGGUUUGGGGUCAAGUUCUUUGUCAUGUGCGACGUGAAGACAGGAUUUGUCCAGGACAUGAUAGUCUACACAGGGUCCACCACUGAUAUCCAACAUUAUGAGGGGCUUGGGGUGUCCAGGUCCACUGUGAUGACCAUGCUGGCAAGGGACACACUUUGUAUGUGGAUGCUUGGUACAGCAGUCCCACACUCUUCCAGCAUCUGCUCUCCAAUAGCACAGGGACCUGUGGCACAGUCAGGUCGAACAGGAAGGGGAUGCCGGCAUUCGGAUGCAGGAAGAUGCAGAGUGGGGAGGUGGAGUUCAAGGAGAACGGUCAACAGCUGGCAGUAAAGUGGCAUGACAAAACGAGACGUCCAUGUCCUCUCCACUGUCCAUACAUCAACCAUGUCGGCCACAGGGAAGGUGGACCACCUGACGGGAGAGAGAAAGAUCAAACCAGACUGUUUGCUUGACUCUAACCUCAAAAUGGGGUCAGUGGAUAAGGCGGACAUGAUAAACAGCUUUGUGGAAUGCACUCGGAAAACUACCAAGUGGUAUAAGAAUAUAUUUUUCCAUCUGAUCGACACCUCAAUGGCCACAUAGUUCACCGUCAACUAACAGGUGAGGUGAUUACUGAACAAGGUAUUUUUUGUAAUUGGACGUACAGUUCAUAUACAAAUCACAUACAGUUCCAUUAUGCAAUUAUAGUGACAAUAUCUCACCCACUUACCCACUGCCUCAUCAUCCUCUCCCUUCCCUCAUCCUCCCCACUCCCUCUCCCCAUAGGUCAAGUAAUUACCUACCAAAAGUACAGAAGAGCACCACACUCACCGAUCCAAGAUGGCGUAGCAGUGCGGUCGUGUUCUUUGUUGUGUGUCUGUGUAAAUGGCCAGUUUUUUCCUUAUUUUUCCCUAUCACACUUUUCAUCCUUCUACAAAAUAUACUUUCCUGCAACCCACCUCACUCAAUGUGCAAUGGAUUCUAUUAUUGACUUACCUUUUAUCUAGAAUCUCCAGUUGAAACUAGCUAGCCAGCUAACUAGCUACUUGCUAUUAGCCACCUUUAGCGGUUUUCACCCAAAACAUCGGAUUUUCUGCCGGAAUAACUGAAUCAUUGGACAUUAACACCGGAUCGCAACUAGCUAGCUGCAACCAAAUGGAUGUUGUUGUUGGCUAAUCAGCCUUGAGCUAGCCUCCAGCCAGCCCCAUCUCCCGGCUAUCUACCUCUCUGUCAACCGGACGGGACCUCCUAGUGUUGACACGGAACCCCGCCGAUCCAACACGACUGGUCUGCCGUCUAAAUCGUCUGAUGUGGUUUCAACAGGCUUCCCGUUACGACUUUGACCACGAAGAUCCAUCUGCUAGCCCUGGCCCGCUAGCACACACAAGCCGUGGUCUCUUGCUCGCCAGUGCUAUAGCAGCCCCCAAACUACCUUCGAACUCUUCUAUUGCUGUUCACCGGACCUUAUGAUAACUCAGCUAUACAGCUGAUGCCUGCUGGACUUUUCCUUUAUACGGUACCGCAUCCUGUUUAUGUUUAGCCUCAACCGAAACUUUGUCGCCAUUACCAGCUGUUGUCUUAGCUCUCUCGAAUAACACCUGUGAUUGUUUGCCUCUCUCCCAUGUCAAAAUGCCUUGCUUAUUGCUGUUUCGGUUAUUUCUUAUUGUACUAUUUCACAAUAGAUCCCCCAGCCCAGCUCAACCUGCCUUAGAUAGCUCCUUAGUCCCACCCCCCAUACACGCGGAGACCAACUAAAUCGGUGCCUCCAGUGAUGCUAUCUCUUUCAUCAUUACCCAACGCUUAGGUUUACCUCCACUGUACUCAUAUCCUUCCAUAUCCUUGUCUGUACAUAAUGCCCUGAAUCUAUUCUACAACGCCCGGAAAUCUGCCCCUUUUUUUCUCUGUAUCCAACGCACUAGAACACCAGUACUUAAAGCCUUUAGCCAUAUCCUUAUUCUACUCCUACUCUUUUCCUCUGGUGAUGUAAAGGUUAACCCAGGCCCUGUAGCCCCCAGUAUCACUCCUACUCCCCAGGCGAUAUCAUUUGUUGACUUCUGUAACCGUAAAAGCCUUGGUUUCUUGCACGUUAACAUCCGAAGCCUCCGCCCUAAGUUUGAGUUAUUCACUGCGUUAGCACACCCCGCCAACCUGUUCUAGCAGUGUCUGAAUCCUGGCUUAGGAAGGCCCCAACUACAACAUUUUCCGUCUCGAUAGAACUGCCAAAGGGGGUGGGGUUGCAAUCUACUGUAGAGAUAGCCUGCAGAGCUCUAUCGUACUAUCCAGGUCUGUGCCUAAACAGUUUGAGCUUCUACUUCUAAAAAUCCAACUUUCCAGAAAUGUCUCUCACUGUUGCCGCUUUCUACAGACCCCCCUCAGCCCCGAGCUGUGCCCUGGACACCAUAUGUGAACUGAUUGCCCCCAUCUAUCCUCAGAGUUCAUACUGCUUGGUGACCUAAACUGGGAUAUGCUUAACACCCCGGCCAACCUACAAUCUAAACUAGAUGACCUCAAUCUCACACAAAAGAUCAACGAACGUACCAGGUACAACCCUAAAUCUGUAAACAUGGGCACCCUCAUAGAUAUAAUCCUGACAAAUGUACCCUCUAAAUACACCUCCGCUGUCUUCAACCAGGAUCUCAGCGAUCACUGCCUUAUUGCCUGCGUCCGUAACGGGUCCGCGGUCAAACGACCACCCCUCAUCACUGUCAAACGCUCCCUAAAACACUUUAGCGAGCAGGCCUUCCUAAUUGACCUGGCCCAGGUAUCCUGGAUGGAUAUAGAUCUCAUUCCGUCAGUAGACGAUGCCUGGUUGUUCUUUAAAAGUAAUUUCCUCUCAAUCUUAAAUAAACAUGCCCCAUUCAAAAAAUACAGAACUAAGAACAGAUAUAGCCCCUGUUUCUCCUCAGACUUGACUGCCCUUGACCAGCACAAAAACAUCCUGUGGCGUACUGCAUUAGCAUCAAAUAGCCCCCGCGAUAUGCAACUUUUCAGGGAAGUUAGGAACCAAUAUACACAAGCUGUCAGGAAAGCAAAGGCUAACUUUUUCAAACAGAAAUUUGCAUCCUGUAGCACUAACUCCAAAAAGUUUUGGGACACUGAAGUCCAUGGAGAAUAAGAGCACUUCCUCCCAGCUGCCCACUGCACUGAGGCUAGGAAACACUAUCACCACCGAUAAAUCUACAAUAAUCGAGAAUUUCAACAAGCAUUUUGCUACGGCUGGCCAUGCUUUCCACCUGGCUACCACUACCCCGGCCACCAACUCUGCACCCUCCGCUGCAACUUGCCCAUGCCCCCCCGCUUCUCCUUCACACAAAUUCAGACAGCUGAUGUUCUGAAAGAGCUGCAAAAUCUGGACCCCUACAAAUCAGCUGGGCUAGACAAUCUGGACCCUUUCUUUCUAAAACUAGCUGCCAAAAUUGUCACAACCCCUAUUACUAGCCUGUUCAACCUCUCUUUCGUAACGUCUGAGAUCCCCAGAGAUUGGAAAGCUGCUGCGGUCAUCCCCCUCUUCAAAGGGGGUGACACUCUAGAUCCAAACUGUUACAGACCUAUAUCAAUCCUGCCCUGCCUUUCGAAAGUAUUUGAAAGCCAAGUUAACAAACAGAUCACCGACCAUUUUGAAUCCCACCGUACCUUCUCCGCUAUGCAAUCCGGUUUCCGAGCUGGUCAUGGGUGCACUUCAGCCACGCUCAAGGUCCUAAACGACCUGGCCAAGGCUUUCGACUCUGUCAACCACUCCAUUCUUAUUGGCAGACUAAAUAUCAUUGGUUUCUCAAAUGACUGCCUCGCCUGGUUCACCAACCACUUCUCAGAUAGAGUUCAAUGUGUCAAAUCGGAGGGCCUGUUGUCUGGACCUAUGGCAGUCUCUAUGGGGGUGCCACAGGGUUCAAUUCUUGGGCGGACUCUUUUCUCCGUGUAUAUCAAUGAUGUCGCUCUUGCUGCUGGUGACUCUCACAUCCACCUCUACGCAGACGACACCAUUUUGUAUACAUCUGGCCCUUCAUUGGACACUGUGUUAACUAACCUCCAAACGAACUUCAAUGCCAUACAACACUACUUCAGUAGCCUCCAACUGCUCUUAAAUACUAGUAAAACUAAAUGCUUGCUCUUCAAUCGAACGCUGCUGGCACCCGCCCACCCGACUAGAAUCACCACUCUCGACGGGUCUGACCUAGAGUAUGUGGACAACUACAAAUACCUAGGUGUCUGGUUAGACUGUAAACUCAACUUCCAGACUCACAUUAAGAAUCUCCAAUCCAAAGUUAAAUCUAGAAUCGUCUUCCUAUUUCACAACAAAGCCUCCUUCACUCAUGCUGCCAAACAUGCCCUCGUAAAACUGACUAUCCUACCGAUCCUUGACUUCGGCGAUGUCAUUUACAAAAUAGCCUCCAACACUCUACUCAGCAAAUUGGAUGUAGUCUAUCACAGUGCCAUCCGUUUUGUCUCCAAAGCCCCAUACACUACCCACCACUGUGACCUGUACGCUCUUGUUGGCUGGUCCUCACUACAUGUUCGUCGUCAAACCCACUGGCUCCAGGCCAUCUAUAAAUCACUGCUAGGCAAAUCCCCGCCUUAUCUUAGCUCAUUGGUCACCAUAGCAGCACCCACCCGUAGUCUGCGCUCCAGCAGGUAUAUCUCACUGGUCAUUACCAAAGCCAACACCUCCUUUGGCCCCCAUUCCUUCCAGUUCUCUGCUGCCAAUGACUGGAACGAAUUGCAAAAAUCUCUGAAGCUGGAGACUCUUAUCUCCCUCACUAACUUUAAGCAUCAGUUGUCAGAGCACCUUACCGAUCACUGCACCUGUACACAGCCCAUCUGAAAUUAGCCCACCCAACUACCUCAUCCCUAUAUUGUUAUUUAUUUUGCUCUUUUGCACCCCAGUAUGUCUAUUUGCACAUAAUCUCUUGCACAUCUAGCAUUCCAGUGUUAAUACUAAUUGUAAUUAUUUUGCACUAUGGCCUAUUUAUUGCCUUUCCUCCAUAGCUUGCUACAUUUGCACACACUGUAUAUAUAUUUUCUGUUGUAUUUUUUUGACUUUAUGUUUUUUUACCCCAUAUGUAACUCUGUUGUUGUUUUUAUCGCACUGCUUUGCUUUAUCUUGGCCAGGUCGCAGUUGUAAAUGAGAACUUGUUCUCAACUGGCUUACCUGGUUAAAUAAAGGUGAAAUAAAAUAAAAAUAAAAAAUUCAUUACAAAACCGACUGAUAUGGCCAACUACUUUAAUGAUUUUUUAAUUGGCAAGAUUAGCAAACUUAGGCAUGACAUGCCAGCAACAAACGCUGACACUACACAUCCAAGUAUAUCUGACCAAAUUAUGAAAGACAAGAAUUGUAAUUUUGAAUUCCGUAAAGUGAGUGUGGAAGAGGUGAAAAAAGUAGUGUUGUCUAUCAACAAUGACAAGCCACCGGGGUCUGACAACUUGGAUGGACAAUUACUGAGGAUAAUAGCAGAUGAUAUUUCCAUUCCUAUUUGCCAUAUCUUCAAUUUAAGUCUACUAGAAAGUUUGUGCCCUCAGGCCUGGAGGGAAGCAAAAGUCAUUCCGCUACCUAAGAAUAGUAAAGCCCCCUUUACUGGCUCAAAGAGCCGACCAAUCAGCCUGUUACCAACCCUUAGUAAUGUUUUGGGAAAAAUUGUGUUUGACCAGAACAGACUUUCAGCACACUUAUAGGGAAGGACAUUCAAUAAGCACAGCACUUACACAAAUGACUGAUGAUUGGCUGAGAUAAAUUGAUGAUGAAAAGAUUGUGGGGGCUGUUUUGUUAGACUUCAGUGCUGCUUUAGACAUGAUCAAUCAUAGUCUGAUAAUUGAAAAACGUAUGUGUUAUGGAUGUACACCCCCUGUACCUGUCUAACAGAACACAGAGGGUGUUGUUUAAUGGAAGCCUCUCCAACAUAAUCCAGGUAGAAUCAGGAAUUCCCCAGGGCAGCUGUCUAGGCCCCUUAUUUUUUUCAAUCUUUACUAACAACAUGCCACUGGCUUUGAGUAAAGCCAGAGUCUCUAUGUAUGCGGAUGACUCAACACUAUACACGUCAGCUACUACAGCAACUGAAAUGACUGCAACACUUAACCUCUAGGGGAUCGAUGUCCUGUAUACGGGACGGUGAGCUAACAUGCACUAAUGUGAUUAGCAUGACUGUUGUAAGUAACAGCAAACUUUCCAGGACAUAGACAUGUCUUAUAUGGGCAGAAAGCUUAAAUUAUUGUUCAUCUAACUGCACUGUCCGAUUUACAGUAGCUAUUACAGUGAACAAAAUACCAUGCUAUUGUUUGAGGGGAGUGCACAACAACAAAAAACAUAUCACGGCAACUGGUUUGAUACAUUCACCUCUGAAGGUAAAUAAUGUACUUACAUUCAGUAAUCUUGCUCUGAUUUGUCAUCCUGAGGGUCCCUGAGAUAACAUGUAGGAUAGUUUUGUUUGAUAAAAUUGAUUUUUAUAUUCAAAUGUAGAAAUUGGGUUAUACAGUUUGAACCCUUGCUGUCUCUGGCUCCACACCCACCCCACCCGGCCAUCUAGAUGUGUGAAAGUUAGUGUAUAAGCUAAUAUAAGCUAAUGAUCCAUCAUGUAUGACAUUCCUGGGAGUGUGUAAACUUAAAUUUUGUAUGUUCUCUAUAGUUAUGUACUUGAAAAUGCAUCGAUUGACCAAUUCGGCAGAUUUGGGCAGACUUGAUACAAAAUAGUCCAGUAUUGCAAUGCUUCACUGGAUCAAUCUGAAACUUUGCACACACACUGCUGCUGUCUAGUGGCCAGAAUCUAAAUUGCGCCUAAACUGCAAUAUUAUAUUGUGGCCUUUCUUUUGCAUUUCAAAGAUGAUUAAAAAAAAAUAUAUAUAUAUUUUUUUGGUUUGCAUUAUCUUUUGAAAAAGAAAAGGAAAGCCGCACACUCUAGGAGCUCAGAUGCAAUAAUUUAAUAUCCUAAUAACCAACGUUUCGACAGAGAAGCUAUCUUCAUCAGGGUAUAAUAACAAACACUGUGGGUCACUAGUUUAUAUAGUGUCAAAAGACACACGCAGGUGUCUGUAAUCAUGGCCGGGUGUGGCCUAAUAGCAUUAGUUAAUUCACAGAUCAACAUGACCUUUUACCAGAUCUAAUGUGUUAUAUUCUCCUACAUUAAUUUCACAUCCUUGUAAGGGUUGGGGUGAGGUGUGACCCAGGUGCUGUGCAGUAUAUGCAGUAGGCAGUAGGCAGAGAUGAUGAAACAAGGAUCUUUACUGGUGGUCCCGAAGCCAAAAUACAAAAUAACGGACUUACCACGAUAAAAGAAAGACGGAGCAAAUAAGUCUCCAAAAACCGUCUGACAGCCAAAAUACGAAAUACUACCUAAGACUGAAACAAAUAACAAAACAGGGAGAACACUUCUCAAGUACCUGUACAUAGGUCUCCGAUCAGACACUGAGUAGUACUGCUGGACAUAGAGAAACUAGCAGAGAAAACAGAGCAAGGGAACACAGGGAAGUGAGGGCAUAAAUACACAGGUGAACAGAUAGACACAGGUGACACCAAUAGGAUGAUGAUUAGUCCAGACUGUGAGUGAGGAGGUGCCUAAGGUUGUCGGAGGAUGACACCUAAUGGGUCGCUCCGGAACUGCAACCCUCUCCUGUAAUAAAUCCUUGCUUCAGGUCCUGAGCUACAGGCAGUUGGAUUUGGGUAUGUCAUUUUAGGCGAAAAUUGGAAAAAAGGGUCCGAUACUUAGGAGGUUAACAAAGAGCUGCAGUUUGUUUCAGAAUUGGUGGCAAGGAAUAAGUUAGUCCUAAAUAUUUCAAAAACUAACGGCAUUCUAUUUGGGACAAAUCAUUCACUAAACCCUAAACCUCAACUAAAUAUUUUAAUAAAUAAUAUGGAAAUUGAAUAAGUUGAGGUGACUAAACUGCUUGGAGUAACCCUGGAUUGUAAACUGUCAUGGUCAAAACAUAGUGAUACAACAGUAGCUAAAAUGGGGAGAAGUCUGUCCAUAAUAAAGCGCUGAUCUACCUUCUUAACAGCACUAUCUAUCAACAAGGCAGGUCCUACAGGCUCUAGGUUUGUCGCACCUGGACUACUGUUCAGUCGUGUGGUCAGGUGCCAGAAAGAGGAACUUAGGAAAAUUGCAGUUGGCUCAGAACACGGCAGCACGGCUGGCCCUUGGAUUUACACAGAGAGCAAACAUUAAUAAUAUGCAUGUCAAUCUCUCCUGGCUCAAAGUAGAGGAGAGAUUGACUUCAUCACUGUCAGCACCGAGCUGUCUGUUUAAACGACUAGCACACAGCUCAGACACCAAUGCAUACCCCACAAGACAUGCCACCAGAGGUCUCUUCACAGUCCCUAAGUCCAGAACAGACUAUGUGAAGUGCACAGUACUACAUAGAGCCAUGACUACAUGGAACUCUAUUCCACAUCAGGUAACUGAUACAAGUAGUACAAUCAGAUUUAAAAAACAGAUACAAAUACACCUUAUGGAACAGUGGGGACUGUGAAGCAACACAAACAUAGGCACAGACACAUGCAUACACACACAUGAUAACAUACGCACUAUACACACACGUACACAUGGAUUUUGUGUUGUAGAUAUGUGGCAGUGGAUUAUGGGCCUGAGGGCACACACUUAGUGUGUUGUGAAUUCUGUAAUUAAUGUAUUGUAAUGUUUUUUAAAUUGUAUAACUGCCUUAAUUUUGCCGGACCCCAGGAAGAGUAGCCUUUGGCAGCAGCUAAUGGGGAUCCAUAAUAAAUACAAAUACAACAACCAUGUUUUACACUGUUUCAAUCUGCUGUUUUCUUCAAAUUGAUCAUCACAGUGAGGUGACUUUUAAAAGUACAAUAGGCCUACUGUGUUUGAUGUGAUUUUCGAUUGCAUUUGCAUUGAUGUCAGAGUGGUUAGGACCUGAUGAUAGUUAGCAAGUUGGGUACUACCAAAGCAUGUCCAGGGUGCAUAAAAGGAGAUUACUGUGACUCAACGGUCACGUGGGUCAUGACUCAUGACUGCGGUAAUAUGGUCACUGCAGCAGCCCUAUUUGUAACACAUUUAUGUAGUGUUCAUGAAGGCUUUAUGAAGCCUUUAUAAGCUGCACAUCAUUUAAAGCGGGACCCCCAAGGUUAUGAUAUAAUUAAAGGUGUAAUAAGUAUUUGUGUCUCCCUCUCUCCCCAUCCUUCAGUUGCAUUCUCUGGCUUGGGCUUCACCUCCUUCUACCUGGCUGGGAAGCUGCAGUGCUUCACAGACCGGGGCCGCGGGUGCAGCUGGCGUCUGUGUGCCAUGUUGCUGCCCCUCUACAGCGCUGUGAUGAUCGCCCUGUCCCGCACCUGCGACUACAAACACCACUGGCAAGGUCGGUCACGAUCCCUGUCACAGUCACGCCACAUCCAAAUGAAUCAGCAGAUAUGCCAUUUAGGUCUACAAUUCAGCUAACUUUAUUAUCAUACGUGCAAAAAUUCAUUUGGUCAUCACUACGGUUGCAACAUUCUGGUAAUUUUCCCAAAAUUCCCUGGUUUUCCAGAAAUCCUGGUUGGAGGAUCCGUGGACUUCCUGCUUAUUCUUUCUAAAUUCUAGGAAUCUUCAAACUAGGAUUUCUGGAAAACCAGGGAAUUGCAACGCUAUCAUCACGAUGUACACAGAAGACAUUAAAAACAACAAUACCCAUGAAUGUAGGCCUACAUAUAAUGUGUAUUGUAUGACAUCAACGCGGUAUUUAUUAUAAUCCUCAAUGUCUCAUCUUUCAGAAUACAUCCUAAUUUUCCUCACUCAGACAACAACAAAUGUGCAAAAGUAGCCCAAUUAGCGGGAGGGAUGGGGGCAUUUUCUUGCAGCCCGCAGUGCUCAAGUUUAUAACGUCUGUCAAAACCCAUACACUGCUGUGAAGCGGAGAACCGGAGCUCUGAUGUCAUUUAUAGCAUGUUACUGUACAGCGACUGCGUUCCAAUUGAGGCGCUUAUCAAUGACAACAUCUGGCACUUUCAAACCUUACAGUACCUUGCAAAAGUAUUCAUCCCCCUUGGUGUUUUUCCUAUUUUGUUGCAUUACAACCUGUUAUUUAAAUGGAUUUUAAUUUGGAUUACAUGUAAUGGACAUACACAAAAUAGUCAAAAUUGUUGAAGUGGAAUAAAAAAAAUUAAUUGUUAAAGAAAUUCAUAAAAAUUAAUAAUGGAAAAGUGGUGCGUGCAUAUGUAUUCACCACCUUUGCUAUAAAGCCCCUAAAUAAGAUCUGGUGCAACCAAUUACCUUCAGAAGUCACACAAUUAGUUAAAUAAAGUCCACCUGUGUGCAAUCUAAGUGUCACAUGAUCUGUCACAUGAUCUCAGUAUAUAUACACCUGUUCUGAAAGGCCCCAGAGUCUGCAACACCACUAAGCAAGGGGCACCACCAAGCAAGCAGUACCAUGAAGACCAAGGAGCUCUCCAAACAGGUCAGGGACAAAGUUGUGGAGAAGUACAGAUCAGGGUUGGGUUCAAAAGAAAAUAUCAGAAGUAUGUUCAGUCUCCCCCCAAAACUUGUCCAUUUCAUUGUAACAUCCAUAACACUUAUUUUUUGCUUUAUUUCUCCAUCAUGCCAAUAUUUAGAAGUCUGCUUUUUUGGGUAUACACUCCCCCCAAGCGAUAAUAGACACACACAUCAAAAGUUUCAUUUCUAUAUUAUUUGUCCAUUCUGUGAGACAUUCAAGUUUAGAUUUUGAGUGCAAAUGUCACUUCCAUAACGCUGGAAUCGCCCUUAUAGUUAAUUAGCUCAUGGCGCAAGUGUCUUUGCGUCAGGAAAAUGUUGCCUUAUAGCCCGUUACAAUGAAGUGUGAUAAUAACACACAGCAUAGUGCCGUGCUGUGCACUCACAACACCUGUCCUGUGACAUUUCAUAUGUUGCACUAAUCUUUUGUGUCCCUCCUGGUCAUGAUAGACUAUUGAAACCACAGCAGUACUUAUAGAUGGGUGGGCGCACGCAUUUCGGAGGCUAAAGGCGGUGUGUUAUGAUUCUGAACGGUUAGAUAGCUUUGAACAAUCACAAGAAGCUGCCGUGUGAUAAAUUGUAUUUGGCUUAUUUCAGCUAGUUGUAUCAUCUUGUUCUUGAUAUCAUGUCUUGUUUUGACUUAUGUCACGUCUAUGCUAAUAUGGCAAAAAAUCUGCUAGGAAGCUAACCAACAACUGUAACGAUGUAUUUGAAAGACAAGUGCUUAUUAUGCAAAUGUACUUAUAUUGUCAAAAACCUUUUGAUUGUAAGCCAACCCCUUUUGUUUUGCCCCACAGUUGCACACGCAUUGGUUUUGUUGGUAAACAACCCACCCGUAUAUGGCGCUUCCUCCUGCACCCUAGUCUUAGUUAAACAGGAGCUCCUAUUAGCCUGCUAUGCAAACUGUGCUGGGUGCUUAACACCACACACUCUUCCCCAUUAUGGGAUACUCUAGCCCCCAGGGCCCUGGGAAAAUGUCUGGGGUUUCAGAUCCAGCACUGGAGAAGGCAUCCAUACUGAAGCGUCAACAACAUCAACCUUUAGAUGACUCUCCAAGUAUCAUGAUACCUUUCAAAUAACCAGCUCAGGGACAAAGCCUACACAUCAUUAGUUUGGACUGUUUCCCUACUUAUAGUCAUCCAUCUUGACCGCAUAGUUAAAAGUCACAGCUUGUGUGAGGUCAUCAACAGGAGAAACCACUGGCUCUGUUCCAAUCCACACUAGCAUACACUAGUUAGUGUGAAGCAAUUUGUCUUCUAAGUGGGAUGCUAGUAUGGAUGUUGGAAUGUGGCCAGUUUAUGUUCAAGCACAAUUUAUGGUGCAGAUGUUAACCUCAUUUCCUCCAGCUGGACAGAUAAAUAAUUGUUUCCUAAAUCUUUCAGAGUCUAGUUCAACCGGUCCAACUACUACACAAGCUAGUCAUUCCCUCUACAAAACUUUAGCCCUUUUUUCCCAAACAUUGAUCAUGAGAAGGCAAUGAUUUUGCAUGUUAUAGCUCAUAGGGUUGUGGUCACUGUGAGGUGACAUGUUCUCAGCUAUGGUGACAAAGUAACAGAGAUGGUUUGUCCAACCCAGUCACAUGUUGAGACUCAGCGAGCCCCAGUAGUAACAUCAGCCCAAUGUCAGACCAACAUCAGCCCAACAUCAGCCCAAUGUUAGCCCAACAAAUUGUUACCCUGCACCCAUCCAAACACGUUAUUCUCAUUGAGAAAACUCAAACCCUUCCACUUGUUUUCCUAUCUGUCUACCAGAAAGACUCUAGGAAUAUCUGUUUUUGAGCAUUUGCAAAUGUCUCACUUGUUUCACCUCCAUGACUAUGCCACCUCCAUUUUACCGGGCUACUGAUAAACUAAAUUAUCUGACAUUUCCAAUAUAGCCAGCCCCAGCAGUGACGUCAGCCCAACAUCAGCCUAACAUUCACGAAAGCUGAAAGGCCCAGUGCAGUCAAAAACGUGAUAUUCCUGUGUAUUAUACAUAUUUCCACACUUUGAGGUUGGAAUAACACUGUGAAAUUGUGAAAAUUAUGAUAAUGCCCUUUUAGUGUAAGAGCUGUUUGAAAAGACUGCCUGAAAUUUCAGCCUGUUUUGGUGGGAUGGAGUUUUGGUCUUCCUGCUUGAGAAAUUGCCCUUUGCUAAGAAGCUAUUUUUGUUUCUUUUUGACCAUUUUAAUUGAAAACAAUCACAGUAAGGUACUUAAUUGUUACAGAGAAAUGAUUUGAUAUUGAGAUAAAAACAGCUGCAUUGGACCUUGAAUCAAACUGCUCCCAGCACCCAUCCAGAACAAACUCAAAUGCUGACCUUUCCUCUUGUUGUCCUAUUUUUUAAAAUUUUAGUCAUUUAGCAGACGCUCUUAUCCAGAGCGACUUACAGUUAGUGAGUGCAUACAUUAUCCUAUCUGUCUACCAGCAAGACUUUAGGAAAUACCUCUCUGAAGUCUGUUGUUGGGCUGUAACAAAUUCCACAUGACUGUACCACCCCCAUUUCUCCUAGCUACUGAUAAUCUAAAUUAGCAAUCAUUUCCAAUGUUAUCACCAUUAAUGAAGUAACAUCAAUGAUUCAUGCACUGUAUAUAUGACUAAGUACCCAAGUUUAUUUCCUAUUGUAGAUUUCUGAGAUAUACUGUAGGUAAGUUAGACCCAAGGUAAGACCCAAGGUAAGAGUGUGGAGCUAAUAACACCAUUGUUGUGGGUUCAUUUCCUGCAGGUAUCACUCACAGAGACACCAAAAAAAUGUAUGCACUCACUAUACUGUAACUUCCUUUUGGAUAAAACCGUCUGCUAAGUGGCAUAUAUUAUUAUAUGUACAGUAUUAAUAUAUUAUUAUUAUUAUUAUUCCCUAGAUGCCUUUGUUGGAGGGGUGAUCGGCCUGCUUUUUGCCUACAUCUGCUACCGGCAGCACUACCCCCCGUUCCUGCACAUGGACUGCCACCUGCCGUAUGCCAGUCUGGCCAAAGCCCCCCACCUCAUCUCUGCCCAGGGUGAUCCCCUGGUCCUGCCCACCGAGAACGCCACCAGCCUGCCUCUGAAGGGGCUGACGGAGGGGCCUGUAUAA
Messenger RNA from Coregonus sp. 'balchen', 40800 nucleotides. The record is from the annotation of a GenBank genome assembly. NCBI's taxonomy places the organism in Eukaryota, Metazoa, Chordata, Actinopteri, Salmoniformes, Salmonidae.